This is a messenger RNA of Rhizopus microsporus ATCC 52813, 618 nucleotides long. RefSeq names its product NADH-quinone oxidoreductase. Gene Ontology annotation, molecular function: NADH dehydrogenase (ubiquinone) activity; quinone binding; 4 iron, 4 sulfur cluster binding. The record is from RefSeq and is a predicted model, not a curated record. Bases 1 to 618 code for a protein of 205 amino acids. Gene Ontology annotation, biological process: mitochondrial respiratory chain complex I assembly; aerobic respiration; electron transport coupled proton transport. The transcript is spliced from 6 exons. NCBI's taxonomy places the organism in Eukaryota, Fungi, Mucoromycota, Mucoromycetes, Mucorales, Rhizopodaceae.
AUGGUUUCAACUGCGCUUGGAUUAAACACUGCUAAAAGAGCAUUGACAAUCACUGCCACAAAGACAUUGGCUACAGCAUACCGUCCCAUGUCAACCCAAGUUGCUAGAAAUAUCGAUGAAAUUAAAGAUCUUACAGUAAAGCCCAGUAAUAGUGCUGAGUACGUCUUGUCUUCCGUCGAUCGUGUCGUUAACUGGGCCCGUGAAGGUUCUACUUGGCCCAUGACAUUCGGUUUGGCUUGUUGUGCCGUUGAAAUGAUGCAUUGUUCUACACCUCGUUAUGAUCAAGAUCGUUUUGGUAUUGUUUUCCGUGCCACACCUCGUCAAUCCGAUAUUAUGAUUGUUGCUGGUACCUUGACUAACAAAAUGGCACCUGCCUUGAGAAAGGUUUAUGAUCAGAUGCCUGAACCUCGUUGGGUUAUCUCAAUGGGAAGUUGUGCUAACGGUGGUGGAUACUACCACUACUCUUACUCUGUUGUUCGUGGAUGUGACCGUAUUGUUCCUGUGGAUAUCUACGUUCCUGGCUGUCCUCCUACUGCUGAAGCUUUACUUUACGGUAUUUUCCAAUUGCACAAGAAGAUGAGAAGAACAAAGAUCACUCAACUUUGGUACAGAAAGUAA